AUGAUGAUCCUGCAACACACCUUUCAUCCGUCGCCCAUCAUGAGGUUCGACGCCUACGUCCUGGCGGCCAGCAUCUUCAACGCUACCAUUGGCCGAAUAACCCCUCGAAAUAAUGACUCGACGUCGAGGAGUGCUUUCAGGACUUGCAGACGGAUACAGAGCGCUCUUGGCCCGGAUGUUGUCCAGCUGUCCGGGGCGGAAUAUUCGGCAACUGCGUCCAGUGCAUGGAGCCUCUUCAACGCCGCAAGCCAGCCGACAUGUAUUGUCUUCCCUCAGAGCGCGAAGGAUGUCCAAGUCGCGAUGGGUGCCAUUUUCCAAGACAAGAUUCACUACGCGGUCCAGUCUGGUGGACAUAGUGCUAUGACUGGUUGGAAUACAGUUCAAGAUGGCGUUCUAUUUUUCUUCUCGCGCAUGAAAAACGCCUCGUAUGAUGCCGUGAAGGACACCAUCACGCUCCAGCCUGGAAUCCGCUGGGGAGAAGCUUUGACAGAACUGGAAUCCCUCGGCGUUGCACCUAUGGGUGGAAGAUUCGGUGAUGUAGGAACUGGACUUCUCCUUGGUGGUGGACUCAGUUACCUUUCUGGCGAACAUGGGUUUUCUUCCGACGCAUACGUCGAACUUGAUGUCGUACUGGUAACAGGAAAACUGGUCACUGCAACCGCGACGAACGAAUAUAGUGACCUCUUUUGGGCGCUCAAGGGUGGCGCGAAUCGUUUUGGAAUUGUGACGCGCUACGAAGUACAGGCCAUCCAUACGGGGACGAACGCAGAAAAGAAUUGGUUUGGCGGCUUUAUUAUGUACCCAAACUCGUCGGCAGAUGCGCUGCUGCAAGCGACUGAGAAGUUUGUGAGAAUUGUGUCGGACCCCCGAGCUUCGCUCCUCAUGGUGUUUGGGUAUACCGCGAACGGAACGGAGGUCACUCCCAUCCACUUGUUGUCUCUCUUCUACCAUGGAUCGGCCCUUCCGGAGCCGAUAUUCGGAGACUUCCUCUCGAUCCCGGCCACCUUGACCCAACUCUCCCCGGUGAGCUAUGUCGAAGCAAAUAGUCUCCUAGGUCCGGGAGCGGACAGAGGGUUUGGCCAUCUUUUUGGGGCUUCCGCAUUCAAUAAUUCCGUCGGAGUGGAGACGUAUUUUACUUCAUUCAGAGAAUUUUCAGACUACACACUAAAGUCAAAGAUACCCUCUCCUCAAAUGUGCUCGCGUUCACGCCAAUCCUAG
Cyclocybe aegerita is the source of this 1218-nucleotide messenger RNA. The record is from the annotation of a GenBank genome assembly. NCBI's taxonomy places the organism in Eukaryota, Fungi, Basidiomycota, Agaricomycetes, Agaricales, Hemipholiotaceae.